Messenger RNA from Penicillium canariense, 963 nucleotides. RefSeq names its product aromatic ring-hydroxylating oxygenase subunit alpha. Gene Ontology annotation, molecular function: iron ion binding; 2 iron, 2 sulfur cluster binding. The record is from RefSeq and is a predicted model, not a curated record. NCBI's taxonomy places the organism in Eukaryota, Fungi, Ascomycota, Eurotiomycetes, Eurotiales, Aspergillaceae. The transcript has 5 exons. Bases 1 to 963 code for a protein of 320 amino acids.
AUGACUGAACUUCCUCGCACCCUACCUGCCUCCUGGUAUUGCAGUGAGCCGCUGUAUCAGAUGGAGCGGAGGGCGGUCUUCUUCAAGUCCUGGUACCUGCUCGGUCCCGUGACCCGAUUCCAGAAGGUGGGCGAGCAUGUCGAUUAUGAGGUUGCUCAGGAACCCAUCUAUGCUGUUCGCAUGUCUGGUGAAGCUCUGAAUCCGGUAGCUGAAGAGUUGAAAGUGUUCCAUGCGACGACGGAUAAACAAUUGCAGAGCCAUGUGACUCCAACUGGGUUGCUAUUCUCGACCGUCUCUGAAGAUGCGCCUUCUUUCCGUGACUUCUUCCCAGAACUCGAGGAGCUGCUUGGUAAAGUCGACUUCACUCGUCUACCGUAUCGCCGCAGCAUCCGCUAUGAGGGUCGCUUUAAUUGGAAGACUAUGGUGGACGGAUACCAAGAGUGUCUACACUGCCAGUACACUCAUCCCUCAUUCUCAAUCUACUAUCCGCCCACUUUCUACACCGUGCGCAACAGGCACAACUUCUCCCAGCACAUUGCAGACCCGAAAAAGCCCGAUGAUGGGCUUUUCCUUUAUUUCUUCCCCAACUGUACACUCAAUGUCUACGGUGGCGGUAUGUCCUCCUUCCGCGUGUGUCCAACCGCAGAUCCCCAUGUUACCCGGAUGGAAUUCGAUUACUACCACUUGGCCGAAGGGGAUAAGUUUGAGGAGUACUUCAAAUUCGUGCGCCAGGUCGCAAUGGAAGACUUUGAGCUCUGCGAAAAGGCCCAGGACAACUUGGCCAAAGGAGUUUACCAUGAGGGUAUCUUGAACCCCGAGAAGGAGAACGGGGUUUCCUACUACCAACAGCGAGUCUUUCAAAUGGUCUGUGAGCAACACGCGGCCGACCGGGCAAACAAGAAGGAGGAGGAGUCUGAGCCUGCAGAGCAGAUUGCGCCAUCUUUGGUGCAGAUGGUAGCGUAG